CUUGGAGUAACUAUAAAACUAAGGUAAAGUUUAAAGAGAAGUCAACAAAGCCAUAAGCACUGAAGGAGCGUGUGUGGUCAUUGAACAAUAUUAAAAUGCCUUUCCACGUUGCCACUCGAGCCGACGACGUUGAUAAACACGAAUUUGAUGUCAAUCAAUUAAUCUACCAUAAAGGAAAACUCUACUCUGCUGGUGACGAUGGCAAGAUCAAAAUGUGGGCGCCUGAUUUGAAGUUUCUCAAUGAAGUGCAAGCUCAUCCCUGCUCUAUUUUGUCAAUUACAGCUGACGACAAUGCUAUUUACUCUUGUUCAAACGAUGGUACGGUCAAAAGUUGGGAACUCGAAACUCUCAGAAAGAAAAAAGUUUUUCUUGAAGACAAAGAAGUCGAAUUUUGGAAAGUAAAAUACGAUAAAGGAAUCUUGUAUAUUGGCGACAACCAAGGCAAUGUGAGGAUGUACAUAAACAGCGGGAUGUUCUAUGGGUCGAUCAAUGUGGCAAAUCCGGUUAAAGACUUGGCCAUCAAAGAUAAUGUCAUAUUUACAACCAAAGACAACGAUGUUAUUGUCACAAACAUGAAUUUGCAAGGGGAAAAACCGCAAUUUGGAAUAAUGGCCACAAUCAUGGGGCGAGGUCCAUUAGCAUUGGUUGACAACAAAGUCAUAUUUAUGAGUCGGGAUGGAAAAGACAUUAUUGUAAAUAAGAUUCACGAACAACAACACUUAAAAUUAUUUGCAAAAAUUGCUGGAGCCCACGAUAUGAUUGUUAAUGGUGCUACUGCAGUUAAUUGGGAUGGUAACUCAUGGUUAUUUACAGCAGGUUGGGAUAAAGUAAUAAAGCAGUGGAAGGUCGCGAAUGAUUCUCUUAAAGCUGAUGGUUUCUGCAAUAUUGAUUUUAUUGUCAACACAAUGGUUUAUGGUGAUAAAGACCAAAUCUAUGCUGCUGGAGGUGACGGUCAUCUUGCUCGUCUCGAUCUUUAAAUUUUUUUAUUAUUAACCUUAAUGUUGUUUUUGCAAUUUUUUAGUAUUUUAUAUGUGUUUUUUGUAAUUCCAUUACUGAAUAAGAUUUAAUCAAUUUACGAGUGUAUUGUGUGUAUGUAAAGUGUCAAGGUAAACAAAACUCAUUUUCUUAUGCCGAA
Tribolium madens (black flour beetle) is the source of this 1135-nucleotide messenger RNA. RefSeq lists its product as uncharacterized. Gene Ontology annotation, molecular function: protein binding. The coding region runs from base 96 to 977 and encodes 293 amino acids. The transcript has 6 exons. The record is from RefSeq and is a predicted model, not a curated record. Lineage: Eukaryota; Metazoa; Arthropoda; Insecta; Coleoptera; Tenebrionidae.